Messenger RNA from Magallana angulata, 2008 nucleotides. Its product is annotated as integumentary mucin C.1-like. The transcript is spliced from 15 exons. Lineage: Eukaryota; Metazoa; Mollusca; Bivalvia; Ostreida; Ostreidae. The coding region runs from base 1 to 1740 and encodes 579 amino acids. The record is from RefSeq and is a predicted model, not a curated record.
AUGUUCAAAACAGUCGUACAAGGUGUUCUAUACAUUACGAUGACUUUUGCAAUGGCGAUUGAUACGCGGGGAGCAAACAUUGGACCUAAAACGUGUUUUGUGUGUGUCCAGGAAGUGACGUUUUCAAACUGUCUACAACGUACAACAACGUGUCAACAGAAUGAGGUGUGUUUUACGUCCGAAUAUAUUGAUGGAGACGGGCAUGUUCACUAUAACAGUGGAUGCCUUUCUGAACAGAUCUGUAGGACGGUGACCGGCCAAGAAAUACAGACCACGCAUGCGCAAAUGGGAAUCGGACACAUACUUGGGAGAAAAAGAGACACACCGUCUAACUGUUUCACGUGUUGCUCGACUCAAACAGGAGCCAGCAGACCCUGUAAUGAUCAGAAAUGUUUAGUAGGCUUAGAAAUCCCAGUAACAAUUCGAUCUACCCCAACUAUGACCACGACAACAACGACCACGCCCACUACAACAACGACCACGCCCACUAUAACAACGACUACGCCCACUGCCAGUACUGCAACAACAACAACAAUAACAACAAUGCAUAAAACAACAACCAGAACAAAGACUACCACUACAACUUCGGGUGAGCAUUCUGGACCUAAAUGUUACAUGUGUGAUGACGUCAUUGUGCCAGAGAAUUGUAGGACCAUUGGGUAUUGCAAGAUAGACGAGCUGUGUUUUACAGAAAAACUGACCAACCACGCAACAGGAGAAGUUCGGUAUAAACUAGGAUGUCAGAGGAAAGCGGUGUGUGCUAGUCUGGCCAUGUACCCCAUGCUACCUAACUCAGGGAGUUGUAACCGAUGUUGUGAUCAAAACUACUGUAACAGUUUGCUGUGUGGAAAAUCAAUGUUAGGUGAGCAUUCUGGACCUAAAUGUUACAUGUGUGAUGACGUCAUUGAGCCAGAGAAUUGUAGGACCAUUGGGUAUUGCGAGAUGGACGAGCUGUGUUUUACAGAAAAACUGACUAACCACGCAACAGGAGAAGUUCGGUAUAAACUAGGAUGUCAGAGGAAAGCGGUGUGUGCUAGUCUGGCCUUGUACCCCAUGCUACCUAACUCAGGGAGUUGUAACCGAUGUUGUGAUCAAAACUACUGUAACAGUUUGCUGUGUGGAAAAUCAUUGUUAGAUUUAACAACAACAACAACAUCGAUAACAACAACAACAACAGUAGCAAAUUCUAACUGUACGGAUGGAAUACAUUGCCAGAAGUAUGCCGACUUUUUCUGCCGCCCUACCAAUCCGUCAGGAUUGGACGUAUGUCCAAUAACCUGCCGAAAUCCCAGAUGCGUCGCAUCAAUGCCUUCAACAAAAUCAGUCUUGUCAUUUACUAUAACAAGGACAACGCCCACAACAGCAAAGACCACGCCCAUAACAACAACAACAACAACGACCACGCCCACUACAACAACGACCAAUCCAACAACAACAACGACCACGCCCACUACAACAACGACCACGCCCACUACACUUUCCACUGCAGACCCGUGUCCUAAUGGAUGCUGUGACACUGACCCAAAAUGUCGUGAUUUUAACUUUAUUGCUACGGCAUGCCUACAUCAAGGGACAGCGUUGCAAUGUCCAUAUAUCUGCGGUCUCUGUUCCCAGAGAACAACCCCGCCUCCAUGUAAACCGGACACUGAUCCCAGAUGUCAUGAAUUUAAUUAUGCAAUGUCUGCUUGCUUAGAUAACGAAAAAGCGAAAACUUGUCCUAAGACGUGUGGUCUUUGUUGAUAGAUUAAGAAUAAACGUAACAAAACUAGUUGUUAAUACAUUGAAUGUCUUGAUGACUAAGAGUACUUAAAAUCAAAAGUCAAAAAAAAACAACACCAAAUAAUAAUAAGCUUAAAGGUUAAAGACUGUCUUUAAGCUACCUUUAAGGAGAACUUAUAAGUCCUUAAUGUCAGAACUUCCUUAGGCCACAUUUAAGCCACCUUUAAGCCAUUGGAAAAAAAUCGUUAUUCAAUAUUUUGCUUUAUUUACCAACAAAAGAUAUUUACUC